This is a messenger RNA of Paramecium sonneborni, 486 nucleotides long. Lineage: Eukaryota; Ciliophora; Oligohymenophorea; Peniculida; Parameciidae. The record is from the annotation of a GenBank genome assembly.
AUGCAAAAUCAGAAAUUUAAAUAAGAAAUAAUUACUCUUAAGACAUAAAAAAUAACGAACUGCCAGUUGUAAAAAAUAUUUGAUUCUAAUUAAAUUUGCUUUAUUUUUUUCUCAAAAAAUAGUAAUUUAAAAAAGCAGAAGAAUAUAUUGGAUGUAAAGGUUUAUUAUUUUAAAUAUAAAUAAAAUCUUUUAUAUUAACUUAUGGGAAUUUCAAGAGAUAGCAGACAUAAGAGAAGACUUACAGGAGGUCGUAUGCCUAUUCAUAAAAAGAAAAGAGCAUUUGAAAAAGGAAGAUAAGCUGCAAUGACAAAAUUAAUAUCAGGAGAAAAGAGAGUUAGAAGAAUUAGAGUAAGAGGAGGAAACUUUAAAUUCAGAGCACUUCGUCUAUCAGAAGGAAACUUUUCAUGGGCAAGUUAAGGAAUUGCUAAAAAAGCAAAAAUAGUUGAGGUCCAUUAAUAUCCUUUACUUAUGAAGAGUAUUAGAUGA